Molecule: messenger RNA, 1122 nt
Organism: Sphenostylis stenocarpa
Lineage: Eukaryota; Viridiplantae; Streptophyta; Magnoliopsida; Fabales; Fabaceae
Source: the annotation of a GenBank genome assembly
AUGACACAAUAUGUUACUUGUGAUUGGUGGCGUGUUAUAGAGAUUUUUUUUUCCAAUGCAGAUGAUUUGAUCCUUGAAAUUCUUUACAAGUCGAAAGUUGGGACAGUGUUGCGUUCCAAAUGCGUGUGCAGGCAUUGGUGUGAUCUCAUUUCUCAACCAGAAUUCGCAAAAAAUCACUUUGACUCCGCCCCAAAAACCGAGAAACUCCUGUGGAGGACGGGUAUGAUUCCUCAUUUCAGAACCAUUGACUUCAACAAAUCCUUAAACGAUGAUUCUGCAUACAAAAUAUUGUCACCAUGUUUUUUGGGCCCUCAACUUGUGUAUUAUGACAUGUAUAUCUGGGGUUCCUGUGGGAGCUUUAUACUUGUUGGAAUUUCAAGGACUUUUUAUGUAUGGAAUCCUUCAACAGACUACAAAAAACAGAUACCAAAUUCCUUUACAAUGAGGUACACUAGCAAUGCUAGCAAUGACACAUGGUUCCAUGUUGGUUUUGGAUAUGACAGAAACACGGAGGAUUACUUGGUGGUUUUGCUUUGGUGGGACGAUUAUAUAAAAUUUGCAGAAUACUAUUCAGUAAGUGAAAAUGCAUGGAAUAGAGUUUAUACUGAUUCGCCUUAUGUAUCACGUCAUGCAUUCUGGGGGACAUUCUUUGAGAACGCUAUUCACUGGUUGGUUUUUCCCUUUGAUGCGGAUAUGGAGAUUGUACUUUGCUUUGAUUUAGCAGAAAGGAAUUUUAGGGACAUACUUUUGCCGAAUAAUAUUGACUAUACAAAUUCUCCGAGCUUCAAGUUGCGCGUUCUUGGAGGAUUACUCUCCCUGUGUAAUUUUUGUGGCACAGACAAUGGACAAUCGAUGGACCAAACACUAGAAAUAUGGUCAAUGAAAGAGUACGGAGAUCAUACAUCCUGGAGUAAGAUGAUUACUUUGAAUUUCUGUGACACUCCUUCUUGUAGCAUUGUGUCACCAGUAUGCUAUACUGAAUCUGGUGAUAUCUUUGGAAAUAAUCGCGCUGCUUUGCUGGUGAAAUGGAAUGAAGAUGGACAAGUGCAAGAACAAAAAUCCCAUGAGCUUUCAUUCUUCCAACAAUUGGUUGUGUAUAGAGAGAGUUUAUUCAGUAUAUGA